AUGACUAAGUGGAAAACCUGGAACCUCAGGCCACAAACUAGCACAGCAAAGCUUCUUGCCGAGCCAAGUGGAAAGAUUUCAUCAAACCACUCAAUCGAACGUCAAACCUCCAAACUCCUCCCCAUGGCGUCACGCAGGCUAGCUUUGAACCUCUCGCAGGGUCUGCGAACCCGUGCUGGUCUGUCGGCCGCCGGUCCCCUCCGUCGAGGCUUCGCGACGCCUUCCAACGUCGGCAAGACCCAGACGACAACCCUGAAGAAUGGACUGACCGUCGCUACCGAGCACUCCCCAUGGGCCCAGACCUCCACGGUCGGCAUGUGGAUUGACGCUGGCUCUCGCGCCGAGACGAACGAGAACAACGGCACCGCGCACUUCCUCGAGCACCUUGCCUUCAAGGGUACCGCCCGCCGCUCUCAGCAACAAUUAGAGCUUGAGAUUGAGAACCUCGGUGCUCACCUCAACGCGUACACUUCGCGUGAAAACACCGUCUACUUCGCCAAGGCCUUCAACUCUGAUGUUCCCCAGUGCGUCGACAUCCUCUCCGAUAUUCUCCAGAACUCCAAGCUCGAGCAAUCCGCCAUCGAGCGCGAGCGCGACGUCAUCCUCCGCGAGUCCGAGGAGGUCGAGAAGCAGAUCGAGGAGGUUGUCUUUGACCACCUGCACGCUACUGCUUUCCAGGGCCAGCCUCUCGGCCGCACCAUCCUCGGUCCCCGCGAGAACAUCCGCGACAUCACCCGCACCGAACUCACCAACUACAUCAAGAACAACUACACUGCCGAGCGCAUGGUCCUUCACUUCUCUGGUCUCCCCAGCAAGGGCGCCGAGAACGAGGCUUACAUUCUGUCCAAGAAGAAGGCCGACUUCAUCGGCUCUGACGUCCGUGUCCGUGAUGACACUAUCGGCACUGCCAACAUCGCUCUUGCCGUCGAGGGUGUUAGCUGGAACUCUGAGGACUACUUCACUGCUCUUGUCACGCAGGCUAUCGUCGGCAACUAUGACAAGGCUAUGGGCAACGCCCCUCACCAGGGCAGCAAGCUCAGCGGCUUCGUCCACCGCCACGAUCUCGCCAACAGCUUCAUGAGCUUCUCCACCAGCUACAGCGACACUGGUCUCUGGGGUAUCUACCUCGUAACCGACAAGACGACCCGCGUGGAUGACCUUGUCCACUUCACUAUCAAGGAGUGGAUGCGUCUCUGCACCAACGUCAGCGGUGCCGAGGUUGAGCGUGCCAAGGCCCAGCUCAAGGCUUCCAUCCUCCUCUCCCUCGACGGUACCACUGCCGUUGCUGAGGACGUCGGCCGUCAACUCAUCACUACCGGUCGCCGCAUGAGCCCCGGCGAGAUCGAGCGCAGAAUUGAUUCCAUUACCGACAAGGACGUCAUGGACUUUGCCAACAAGCACCUGUGGGAUAAGGACCUUGCCAUCAGCGCCGUCGGCAACAUUGAGGCUCUUUUCGAUUACCAGCGUCUGCGAAACACGAUGAAGCCUUUCCACUAA
This is a messenger RNA of Akanthomyces muscarius, 1497 nucleotides long. RefSeq lists its product as uncharacterized. The transcript is spliced from 6 exons. Gene Ontology annotation, molecular function: metalloendopeptidase activity; metal ion binding. NCBI's taxonomy places the organism in Eukaryota, Fungi, Ascomycota, Sordariomycetes, Hypocreales, Cordycipitaceae. The record is from RefSeq and is a predicted model, not a curated record. Gene Ontology annotation, cellular component: mitochondrion. The coding region runs from base 1 to 1497 and encodes 498 amino acids.